Molecule: messenger RNA, 2388 nt
Organism: Arachis duranensis
Lineage: Eukaryota; Viridiplantae; Streptophyta; Magnoliopsida; Fabales; Fabaceae
Exons: 17
Coding region: 649-2097 (482 amino acids)
Biological process (GO): rRNA processing
Cellular component (GO): nucleus
Molecular function (GO): protein binding
Source: RefSeq, a predicted model, not a curated record
AAACCCUCCUAACCCAACGCCUCCCUCAGUCCUUCUCCCUUCCAACCCUAAUUUCCCCUAUCCGCCGCCCCCCUCUUUCCUCAUAGAUCAUCAAUCUAAUCCAGUUGCUCCAUAAUCCCAACUCCUCCUUCACCUGACACCGUUGACCACACUUCAACUCCACCAAACUUUCCUUUUUUUCUGCGUACAAGAAUCUUGGGUACUGGCUUGAACUUUGGGCGUGCCCGCAGAGACGAUUGCUUCCACGCGCCGGUCAGGUCUCACCGCUCAUUCCAAGGCGCUGUUGACAGUAAUAGGCUCCGCAGAGCUCAUAGUGAUGUAUCGUCGAGCCGGUCGUCCUUUGGGAUAAAUCUGCAGAUUCGGUUCGGGAGCUCGAGAAUUGUACGAGUCCAAGAAGGGUGUUGUGGUGCCGUCAUGUGAGGUUGCCGAGAAGCGAUGCUAAGAAUGGGAUCAAUGAAUAGCAAGGAGCAGUGAGUUUCUCAUCCAUCAAGAAGUUGAGUUUGUUUUAAGGCCCGUUAAGCCAUCACCGAAUUGGACCAUUAAGGGUUCUCCUCCUCCUCCUUGUUACUCUCUGCUACUGCGGCUAGCUGCUGCCACCACCAUUCUACAAACACCACUUUCUUCUUUCGUUUGAUUUCGAGUCUCAGAAUGAUUUCAGCUAUUUCGUGGAUACCGAUAGGUGCUUCGAAGGCGGAACCCACCGUAGUUGAACCUCCUUCCAAGGAAGAAAUUCAAGAUAUAAUCACUGCCGCCAGUGGAGCAGACAGUGAAAAUGAGGAAGAAGCAAGUGAUGAACGCAUGGAUGAUGCCGGUGGCGCCGUCGAUGAAGUUGCGCGAGCACUCGAUGUUGCUGAUGCUCUCGGGAAGGCCGAUAAAUUGGACGAUAUUGCCCUCGGUUUGAAGGAGCUUGACAUGGAACAUUACGAUGAUGAAGAUAAAGGAGUUGAGGUAUUUAGUUCCGGGAUUGGUGAUCUUUAUUAUCCAAGUAACGACCUGGAUCCUUAUAUCAAAGAUAAGAACGAUGAUGAUGACUCCGAGGAACUCGAAGACAUGAUCAUUAAUCCAACUGAUUCUGUCAUUGUUUGUGCUCGUACUGAGGACGAUCUCAGUCUUCUCGAGGUUCAUAUACUUGAGGACGUCGGUACUAGUGAGAUGAACAUGUAUGUCCAUCAUGAUAUCAUAAUUCCUGCAUUUCCACUAUCCACAGCUUGGCUUGACUGCCUUCAAGGAAGAGAGAAAGGAAACUUCUUAGCUGUUGGUUCAAUGGAACCGUCAAUAGAAAUUUGGGACCUUGAUGUUAUUGAUGCAGUGCAGCCAUGCAUGGUUUUAGGUGGCAUUUCAGAAAAAAAGAAGAAGGGAAAGAAGAAAUCAAUCAAAUACAAAGAUGACAGUCACACUGACUCUGUACUUGGUCUUGCCUGGAACAAAGCGUUCAGGAAUAUACUUGCUAGUGCCAGUGCUGACAAGCGAGUCAAGAUUUGGGAUGUGGCUACUGGAAAGUGUGAGAGUACAAUGGAGCAUCACUCAGACAAGGUUCAAGCAGUUGCUUGGAAUCAUCGUGAACCAGAAAUUCUUCUUAGUGGUUCAUUUGAUCAUACUGUGGUCCUGAGGGAUGGAAGAAUGCCAUCCCAUCCUGGUUAUAAGUGGUCAGUCACAGCUGAUGUCGAGAGCUUGGCCUGGGAUCCACACACUGAGCACUAUUUUGUGGUGAGUCUCGAGAAUGGUACUGUCAAGUGUUUUGAUGUUCGGACCGCAAAGUCUGAAUCCACAUCUGAUCUAAGUUCUACAUUUACUCUUCAUGCACAUGACAAAGCUGUUACCUCAGUAUCCUAUAACGUCUCAGCACCUAAUCUACUUGCUACUGGAUUGAUGGACAAAACGGUAAAGCUUUGGGAUUUAUCGAAUAACCAACCAUCUGUUGUGGCAUCUAAAAACUCCAAUGCUGGAGCUGUAUUUUCUAUUUCGUUCUCAGAGGACAACCCCUUUGUGUUGGCUAUAGGAGGCUCAGAGGGAAAAUUGCAAGUUUGGGACACUUUAUCUGAGUCUGCUGUCUCUCGGCGUUAUGAAAAUUACAACAAGAAUAGAACUCGGUCGUGAUAUAAUUGAGCAUAAUAGUCUUCCUGGUCUCCCCUUCAUAUGUUACUGGUAGGCUAGAAGUAUUUAAGUUAGAUACAGUUGCGAAACAGGUUGAAAGCAAUAUAUUAAGGAUGGUAGAUAUAUAGAGUUUGAUAGCAUGUUCUCUCUCAUAAUUCAUGUAUUUAGCAUCCUUAUAAGUUUUGAAUGAACAUUUGUUCUACAGCUUGGAUCAUUGAGUGUUUAAAUUUUUUGCCUUUGUAAUAUAAUUGCGGUCAUGCGCUUGUGAAUAACGAGUUGCAGCGUCUUCUGUAA